CUCUUCUCUUCUCUUCCGCCCUUUUAAACUGGUAAACACUCAAACAAUGUCCAAUAAAACCACUGACAAGUAUUCAGAGCGUUGUCCAGUUUGCAUUUCACACUGACAGAGGCAGAACGUCGAGACGAUUUGAUUGGAUUUGCGCUGUGGAUGAGACUCUAUGCUGGAGUGACAUCCCAUAAGAGACGACGCAUUUAAAAGCUAAAAGGCCUGACUGUAUAUUAAAUAUGAAUAAACACUGCACAGUGUAGUACAAGCCUAUAUCAGGGAAGAAAAGUCAGAGCUUUAAGCCUGGAAAGCACUUGUUUUUGGGCUGCUCUCUGUUUACACAUGAGAUUUUUUAUGCCAUUUCCUGACACAAACAUCACAUUUAUCCAGGCUUGUGACCGGCACCAGUACACUGGAUGUAGCCUUAAUGGCUGGGGUUAAUGUAGAGUGUCCAAUUAACACUGUAAUGGGGGUUGGGUACCUACCUCAGAGGUGUCUCAACCCAUGACCUUGCAGGACUCUACCAUAUUAUCAUUGGGUUUCAUUACAUUAGCAUUGUGAUUCGAUGUGGCUCGCAGACCAUGAAUGCACACAACCUACGAACUUUCCGUGAAGCUCCUCACCUUGUUUUACUGGACUGGAAUUUUAUCAACGUCAAGAUAGAAAAGGCUGUGAUGGCACUGAUUUGAGAGACGAACGAAGACUGCGUCUGUGACGUGACGAAAGAGAAACCAAAACCCAUUUAAUGCCCUGAUGAUGAUGAUGAUAAUGAUGAUGAUGUGGACACGGACUGAAUAAACAGAACGUGUGCCGUGAUUACUUUCACUGGUUGAAUAAAGGAUUUUUCUUUUUUUUAGUCCCCUUGAUUUUGAUCUGCCCCAGAUGUCACUGCUGAUGCAGGCGUUGACAUCAAUGAGUCCAUCGACUGCACAGAAGACAUCGUCCUCAGGUUCUGAUAUUGUACAGUGGAUGAUCAAGAACCUGGACAUUGAAGAUCAAGUGGAAGCUCUUCACCUAGGAACGCUGAUGGCGGCACACGGUUACUUCUUCCCCAUCUCAGACCACGUCCUCACUCUCAAAGAUGACGGUACUUUCUAUAGGUUUCAGACUCCAUACUUUUGGCCAUCAAACUGCUGGGAGCCAGAAAACACAGACUAUGCUGUUUACCUCUGCAAAAGAACAAUGCAAAAUAAAGCACGUCUGGAGCUUGCAGACUAUGAAGCGGAGAGCUUAGCAAGACUACAGAGAGCCUUCGCCAGGAAAUGGGAGUUCAUUUUUAUGCAAGCAGAAGCACAAGCAAAAGUGGACAAGAAAAGAGACAAAAUUGAGAGGAAGAUUCUCGACAGCCAGGAAAGAGCAUUCUGGGAUGUACACAGACCAGUGCCUGGGUGUGUGAACACAACAGAAGUCGACAUAAAGAAGUCAUCCAGAAUGAAAAACCCUCACAAAACCAGAAAGUCUGUGUACGGGCUGCAGAAUGACAUCCGCACCCACAGCCCGACUCACACCCCCGCCCCAGAGGCCAAGCAGCCGACAGAAGAAGAACUGCAGGAACAGAUCACCUUUUGGCAAUUGCAAUUAGACCGGCAUCGACUGAAAAUGUCCAAAGUGGCAGAGAGUUUGCUGGGUUACACAGAGCAGUACGUGGAAUACGACCCUUUCCUCACGCCUCCAGAUCCAUCCAAUCCCUGGAUCUCAGACGACACCACGCUCUGGGAGCUUGAAGCCAGUAAGGAGCCGGGGCAGCAGAGGGUAAAGAGGUGGGCCUUUGGCAUCGACGAGGUCCUCAAAGAUCCUGUGGGCAGAGAGCAGUUCCUCAAGUUCCUGGAGUCUGAGUUCAGCUCAGAGAAUCUCAGGUUCUGGCUAGCGGUCCAGGAGCUAAAGAAACGUCCCAUCAGAGAAGUUCCAGCUCGGGUUCAGGAGAUCUGGCAGGAGUUCCUGGCCCCCGGAGCGCCCAGUGCCAUCAACGUCGACUCCAAGAGCUACGCCAAAACCACCCAGAAUGUCAAAGAUCCUGGACGCUAUGCCUUUGAAGAUGCACAGGAACACAUCUACAAGUUGAUGAAGAGUGAUUCUUACAGUCGUUUCAUUCGUUCCAGUGCCUACCAGGAAUUAUUACAGGCCAAGAAGAAGAAGAGUAAGAACUUGUUCUGAAGGCUCUUGCUUCCAGGGGAAACCACUAGCAUCCAAGAGGCUGACCAGUCGUUUGUCAUCAUGCUAAAAUCCACGCCAUCUCUCUCUUUCUCUCUCUGGGACACAGAGAGAGGGACCAUCCCAUCUCUUCGUCAUCGUCGUCUGUCCAUCUGCUCUUGGCUCAGUUGACCUAUGAGCCCAGGCCAUCUGUUCGUCUGUUGUCCACCGGAUGUUGCAUGUCCAUGGAGAGGGUGUUCCUUCUUUCUCUCUCUCCUCUUACAGUACCUGCUAUAUUUCCAGUAUUCCCAGAAAGGAGGCUUUUGCUGGACUUGUGAGGACACGGACGGACCGAUGAGAUGAAAAAAAAUAAAUAAUUGUAAUUCAGACAAAAAAGAAAAGAGAAAAAAAAAAUCCCGUAUUCCAGUUCUUUUCCAUGGUUAACUUCUGGAUGGGAGCUCCGCCCCCUCUCUCACUUGCAGCUGAAGCAAAUGAUGUCAGAGAGAAAAAAAAAGAGGGGAAGAAAAACAGAGAUAACAAAAAAAAACGACAGCUGAAACUGACGAAGCUAACCAAUGUCAUUGCUUUACAUGGUCUGAGGUCACAGAUACUUUGUCACGCUAUGGGAAAUGUUGUGCAGAAUGAAUAUACUAUAUAUAAAUAUAUAUACAUAUAUUAUGAUUCUUAUUCUUAUUAUUUAUUGUGCAUUUCUAUUUUACUUUGUAUUAUUUUAUUGCACUACAAUAACUAGCACAUGAUGGUUGCCAUUGCACUUGUAAAGUCACAUUCAAGAUUACAAAAAGGCUGUUUUCCUGUCUUAUGUAGAACAUAAUUCUUUGUUAUUCUCUCCUGCAUUUAUUUUUAUACCAUAUUUAAAGACACUUUUACUUACUUGUAUUAUUAAAGUUGGCCCUCUAUCUGUUA
Solea senegalensis (Senegalese sole) is the source of this 3042-nucleotide messenger RNA. RefSeq names its product regulator of G-protein signaling 7. The record is from RefSeq and is a predicted model, not a curated record. Gene Ontology annotation, biological process: intracellular signal transduction; G protein-coupled receptor signaling pathway; regulation of G protein-coupled receptor signaling pathway. The transcript is spliced from 17 exons. Bases 871 to 2142 code for a protein of 423 amino acids. Lineage: Eukaryota; Metazoa; Chordata; Actinopteri; Pleuronectiformes; Soleidae.